This is a messenger RNA of Hylaeus volcanicus, 1322 nucleotides long. RefSeq names its product DNA-binding protein RFXANK-like. Gene Ontology annotation, molecular function: protein binding. The transcript has 6 exons. Gene Ontology annotation, cellular component: nucleus; cytoplasm. The coding region runs from base 406 to 1230 and encodes 274 amino acids. The record is from RefSeq and is a predicted model, not a curated record. Lineage: Eukaryota; Metazoa; Arthropoda; Insecta; Hymenoptera; Colletidae.
GAUAACUUAGUGUUGUUAGAAGCCUUUGUUAAAUUGUGAGCCCAUUUUAUUUUUCACUGAUCCUGAUGACAUUUUAUAUGAUGAACGAUAAUUUAUUAUGUUUUCAUAUAAUUUAAUACGCCGUUAAUUUCGAAUCAUCUAAUUAAAUCCGAAUUCUUGUAAAGAUUGUCUGCUCGAACAUUUAAAGGGUAUCGGUACUUUCAUGGGUAUUGUAAACAGAAUCAGAGAAAAUGAUGGCAAAAUGUAUAAACAAUGGUAAAAAUAUAAUCUUUAUAUGGGAAUUUUUCACAAUGUUUUUUAACUUUCUGUAAGAUCGUUCAUAAAGAUGACUACAUAUAAGAAAAUAAAAAGAAAAUAGUGAAUGACGUUUCUUAGGUUAUAAGAAUCAAAAUAACUUACAAAGAUAUGGAGAAUCAAAUUCAUUCCGAAUUUAUUCUGAAAGAAGAGGAGGAUGAUGAAGGAGAACAAGAAUCCAACGAUACUACAACUGAAACUACGAAUAUUGCAUGUGAUGAAGUAGAAUCAACAAUUGGUAUCAGACCAAGACCUUUAAUUUGUAAACCAGAAAAUGUAAAUAUAGAAUGUAAAACUGAACCUAUAGAAAAUAAGUGGCAUUGGGCCCCAGGAGCAUGGCAAGAUGCUACAAGAAUGAGUGCAUUUCAACCGUACAAGCCUCCUACUUUGCUCACAAAUUUACAAAGAGGUAACACACAAACUGAAAUACCUCAACUUUAUGGUGGUAGUGACAUUACCUUUCAUACAUUAGCUGGUCAAGGUGAAAUCACUCCUGAUCACAUCCAUCCAAGUACUGUAGAUACACCCGACGAAAAAGGUUUAACAGGUCUUAUGUGGGCUGCGGGAUAUGGCCAAUUAGGUAGUGCAAGACAAUUACUUAAAGCUGGAGCUAAUAAAAAUUACCGAGGUCUCAAUGGGGAAACACCUUUACAUUUAGCAGCAGCAUAUGGACAUCACGAUGUUGUAAAACUAUUGCUGAACCAUGGUGCAGAUGCAAAUGCAAGUAAUACACCAUUGAUAUAUGGGGCACAUGGUGAUCAUCCUCAUGUUUGCUAUGAAUUGUUAUCAAGGGGAGCUGAUAUUACGCGUCGUAACAUACAUAACAUAAGUGCUUAUCAUGCAGCAGUAUUAAAUAAUGCAUUAACUGCUAAAGCAGUUAUUGAAAAUCAUUUAUUACAGCAAGUGAUAAAUGUAUCACCUGAUAUAUUACAGUAAACCAUAAUUACAAGUUUCCGUAGCCUUUAAAAAUUGUAAAUAUAGACCUAAUAUUUAUAUCUGAACAUUUCAAUAAACGUGUUUUAUUUUCA